Papaver somniferum (opium poppy) is the source of this 1076-nucleotide messenger RNA. RefSeq lists its product as uncharacterized. NCBI's taxonomy places the organism in Eukaryota, Viridiplantae, Streptophyta, Magnoliopsida, Ranunculales, Papaveraceae. The coding region runs from base 1 to 948 and encodes 315 amino acids. The record is from RefSeq and is a predicted model, not a curated record. The transcript has 5 exons.
AUGAAGAUUAAUUUAACUAAAUGGGUCGUUCGCUUAAGAAGAAAAGAUGGUAUUGCUGAAGAUGAUAAGAUUAUGCGAGAUGUUGAUUGGAAUGACAAAUCUAACAGUUCUGCUCGCAGAUCUAAUGACUCAAGCUGGCUUAAUUGCCCUGUCAUUCUAGAAGGUCCUUAUAUUUCUGGUAAAGAUGAGGAUGGUUCUGAUAUUCCUCUUCCUGAAAAGUUUUCUUCUUACCAACCUUGGAAGUUUGUACUUUCCGAAGCCGAGACAAAGAAAAUGGAUGCUAAGAGGGCCAAUACUUCACACAAUGCAUCAGCUUCGCAGAAUAAUAAAGUGAAAUCUUCAUCAAAAACCACAUCUACAAUAGAUGAACUCUCUAGGAAGCGUAAAAGAUAUGAUUCUUCUUCAAGUUUGGAGUCUAGUGAGGAUGAUAUCCUUUCUUCUGAUGAUUCAGUUCCUUCUUCUUUGAGAGAAUUGUCUAAUCUUUUUGCUGGAGAUCUUUUGACUGCUGUUGAUAAUGAAGAAUUAAAUAUUUCCUUUAGAAUGGUCUCUAAAAUAUGCGAUGCUCCUACUUUAGAUGAUCCAUCUCUUCGUGGAGCUGCCUCUGCGAUGAAUCCAAACCUCCAAUUCACAAUCGGCUCUUUGGGAGCCCGUUUAUCUUAUGUAAUCUCCUCGGACUACCACAGGAAACUUAUUAAGCUUGAGAAAGAAAAUGCUAAGCUUAAAGCUGAAAAUUCGACCAAUUCUGAUUUGAUUCGCAGAGCCCGAGAAAGAAAUGAUGAACUCAUUGACAAAGAGAAGGAUCAUCUUCAGAAGAUUGAAGAAUUAGAAAAAGAUUUAUCUGCUCGCAACUCUAAGUAUCAGCAAUUGAAGAAGAACUUCAUCAUCAUGGUUUCAAAAAAUAGUAAUGAUGCUAAUCGUGCUCGCGAAGCUGCUGUUAAGAAAGUCUGAGUUGAGAAUAACAUCCCUCUUACAAAGUAUAAAUUUCCACAAAUCCCUAAUAAUGAACAUAUUUCUGAUAUUUCAGAUAGUGAAGGAGAAGAUGAAGAAUCUGAAGAAGAACUAAAUGGUUCUGAGGC